Messenger RNA from Myotis brandtii (Brandt's bat), 2570 nucleotides. RefSeq names its product nuclear transcription factor Y, beta (gene NFYB). The transcript is spliced from 8 exons. NCBI's taxonomy places the organism in Eukaryota, Metazoa, Chordata, Mammalia, Chiroptera, Vespertilionidae. Gene Ontology annotation, molecular function: RNA polymerase II cis-regulatory region sequence-specific DNA binding; DNA-binding transcription activator activity, RNA polymerase II-specific; protein heterodimerization activity. Gene Ontology annotation, biological process: regulation of transcription by RNA polymerase II. Gene Ontology annotation, cellular component: nucleus; CCAAT-binding factor complex. The record is from RefSeq and is a predicted model, not a curated record. Bases 257 to 874 code for a protein of 205 amino acids.
GGCCCGCGGCGGAGGGAGGGGAGGCCGAGUGCUGGAAGCGGAGCUCCGCGCUGGGACUGGUUCCUUCGCAGCCAUUUUCUGUCCAACCAAACAGCCGAUUGGAGACGGGAGCCAACCAGGGCUGCAUUGGAGGUGGAAAUUGGGCAAGUAUUAGACACCGGUUUGGAAGGGUGUUCUUGAACACCCCUGACAACACCGUUCUGACAGUAUUUCAUGACAUUUUACUGAAGAAGAUUGAAACACUUUUUCUUCCUAGAUGGAUGGUGACAGUUCUACAACAGAUGCUUCUCAAUUAGGAAUUUCUGCAGACUAUAUUGGAGGAAGUCACUUUGUUAUACAGCCUCCUGAUGAUAAUGAGGACAGCAUGAAUGAUCAUGAAGACACAAAUGGUUCAAAAGAAAGUUUCAGAGAACAAGAUAUAUAUCUUCCAAUUGCAAAUGUGGCAAGGAUAAUGAAAAAUGCCAUACCUCAGACGGGAAAGAUUGCGAAAGAUGCCAAAGAAUGUGUUCAGGAAUGUGUGAGUGAGUUCAUCAGCUUUAUAACAUCGGAGGCCAGCGAAAGAUGCCAUCAAGAGAAACGGAAGACAAUCAAUGGCGAAGAUAUCCUCUUUGCCAUGUCUACCUUAGGCUUUGACAGUUAUGUAGAACCUCUAAAAUUAUACCUUCAGAAAUUCAGAGAGGCAAUGAAAGGGGAGAAAGGAAUUGGUGGAGCAGUCACAACUGCAGAUGGACUAAGUGAAGAACUAACAGAGGAGGCAUUUACUAACCAGUUACCAGCUGGCUUAAUAACUGCAGAUGGUCAACAACAAAAUGUUAUGGUUUACACAACAUCAUAUCAACAGAUUUCUGGUGUUCAACAAAUUCAGUUUUCAUGAUCUGAAGAAAUGAUGGAGUGGAGUAGGAGAAGCAAGUCUGUACGAUUCCGAAGCAGAGACAUUAGAAGGAAAGGACUGGGAAAAGCUGUCUCUCUGUAUAUCAAAUAGCUGUAAUGUAGCUUCCUGAUGCUUGACUAAUUGAGGUGUUAAUUCUGACUUGAGGAUCUUUUUCAUGAAUGAUUUUAAAGAAAAAUUUGGAUUUUAAAGGUAUUAAAAUAUUUUUGUUUUGUACAAGAGUUUGUUGCUCUGUAUGACUCCUGUAUGCAUUGUAUAUUGCAAUUUAUUACUGUCAGAGAUUUGUAGACAGUUUCUUAUUUUCAUAUUGAAUCAUGUUACUUUUGUAAUUCAAGUAAGCAGCUGGGUUAAUUCAUGAUGUUUGCCCUUUUAAUAAAAUACAAGGGUAGAGUUCAUUUUGAAUGCAAGUUGCCUUUAUUAUAAGUUUGAGUUUGUCUUGGUUAUAUACUAUCUUGCAUGAUAACCUAGCUAGAUUUUUAACAUUUGCCAUAUUUAUUAAAAUUAAUUUUUUGUAAAACAUUCAUAGCGUAAGCAGCACCAUUUUUAAAAAAUGUAACUGAAAAAUUAAGUGUGAACGCAGAAGCAUAUAUUGUCUGCCCAAUUAAAUUUGGUGCCCAUUAACAGUGUUUACACUGUUCAUUGUGCCUGUUAAGAUAAUUUUCGUUUAUUGGAGCUUUGUUAAGACUACAUUUAUUUAUUAUAAGUGUUGGAAUUCAUUUAAGUUUAAUGUAGUCCUAGUGCUCUUGAAAUGGUGCCCCUUUCAUUUUGUAUCAGAUUUUUCCAAAACAUACCUUACUAUCCUCUUCCAGAAGAGGGACUUUAUAGUCUGAUGGUAAAUGUCCUCAUUUUACCUUUUUAAUUGAAAUGUCAAGUUUCCGGUUAUACUAUGGGAACCAGGAAGCAUCAGACCUCAGUCUGUAUACUGACAUUUUUUUGCAUGGGUGAGUGAAUGACAUGAAGAAUUGAGUGAGUGCUAUGAAUGGGGUGAAAGAGAAGCCGCCAACUUCUAGUGUGCUGUCUUGAUCUUUGCAAUAAACUAAACUUAUAUAAUGUAACUUUGCAUAAUUUAGUAGCAUGUAUUUGGGUCGUUCCAUUUUUGAAAUAAGGAUUUGUAUUUUUUCAUCUUUUAGGUGAUAAUUAACUUGAGUGUGGUUUUAAAAAAAAUCAAUAAUUGCUAUUGUAUAUUUUGCCUAAAAGGGCGAGUGUUUGAGAGAAUGUGAUCUUGGAAGGAUGCUCAUAUUUAUAAGGUAUAAGCAGUUUCCCACAUAUAGGCCGAACAGAAGCAUUUACUUUGCUGGAGGCGCCUUUGGGGGCAUAUCUGGACUAAUCUGAGGUUAAUAACUUCCCCUCCCCUUUAAAAAAUAGUCAUCACAGAGAACAAAUAAGCAAAAAGGGGAGGAGUGGUGAAACAACCAUCAUUCUACUACUAUGUUGAAAUGACCAGUGUUAAUAUUUUGGUAAAUAUCAUUUGUCCUUUUACUUUGCUAAAUAUGUAUAUUUUUAUAAAAAUAGGUUCGUUCUUGCUUGCAUACUGUUUCAUAAUCUGCUUUUUUUCACGGAAUAUAUUGCAAACAUAUUUUCCAGGUCAUUAGUCUCCUAAUUUUAUUCCUCUAUUCUAUCGUGUGGCUGAAGCAUAAUUUAUUUAAUCCUCUAUAGGACAUUUUGACUGUAUACAUCUUUU